GAUAAACAAAAAACAAACAUGGGACUCUUUGGAAGAAAAUUCAAGGCAUCAAAAGUUACAACACUGGCUAACCUUGCCAUCUCAAGGAUUUCCAUUCUGAAAAAACAACACCAAGUUAGGUGCUCACUUUCCCGUUCUGAUGUUACUCAACUACUAAAUCUUAGUCGCCAAGAAGAUGCUCUUCAUCGAGUCGAACUUGUUAUCAAGGAACAGAACACUGUAGAUGCACUUACAAUGAUGGAAAAGUAUUGCCAUCUCCUAAUAGAAAAAAAGGUGCUCAUAAAAACUAAAGGGGAAUGUCCUGAGGAGCUAGCAGAGGCAAUCUCAAGCUUGAUUUAUGCAGCUUCAAGAUGGGGAGAAUUCCCAGAGCUACAUGAACUUCGUGAGAUUUUCACCUCAAGAUAUGGGAAUGAAUUUGCAGCUCAAUGUGUUGAAUUAAGAAAUAAUUGUAGCGUGCAGCCAAAGAUGAUACCGAAGCUAUCAAGACAUCACACAGGGUCAGGGAAAAGACGCGAUAUGCUUAAUGAUAUUGCUGCUGAUUGUGGUAUCAAUCUGUGUGCAGAGGAUGAGACUUGUCACAUAUCACAAUCAAAGCCAGAGGUUAACAGUGAAAAUGAAUGUGCUAAAGGUGAAGAGGGAUCUUAACAAGGCAUAAAAGCAGAUUCAGUGAUCAUAUUGAAGGGUAGUCAGAUAGUACAUAAGAACUGAUGCUUCUCCUAUCAGCAGCAGCAGCACUACUAGCAAGACUUUUUUGGAUCCAUCCAAGUCUACUAAGGGAUGGUUGACUGACAAGCAUCUUUGCAAUCAUGUAACCAUAACACAUUCGCCAGGAAAACAACGAUAGAGCAGCUGCAUGUUCAGGGAUGAACUGCUACCUUCAUAUUCUUUUCUUAGCUAGGAAUUUGCUUGUGUGUAUGUUGGGGAGUGGGGGGUUGUUGAAGACAGAAAAAUACAGGUAAAUGUAGAUCAGUAAGCAAUUACAUAUGUUCUGCAGAAAACAUGAGAUACUACAUUUAUUACAUCCCCAAUAAUAAAUAACUUAUGCUCCCUACAAAUUCUUUAAGAUUCA
This is a messenger RNA of Solanum tuberosum (potato), 1069 nucleotides long. RefSeq names its product IST1 homolog. The transcript has 5 exons. Gene Ontology annotation, biological process: protein transport. NCBI's taxonomy places the organism in Eukaryota, Viridiplantae, Streptophyta, Magnoliopsida, Solanales, Solanaceae. The record is from RefSeq and is a predicted model, not a curated record. Bases 19 to 645 code for a protein of 208 amino acids.